AUGGCGAAAAAUUCUCUGGAGAAGCAGCCGUUCCCAGAUAACCACCUUCCAGCCAGCUUUCUAAGCUCUCUUCAACGCAAUAUCAAUUUGAAACAAUAUACCUAUGUCUCACUCUUAAAGACAGUUCUGCCAGUGACCCAACACCUCUCAAACACCGCACUUUUCCUGUCCAUCUUUGCACGUCUGAAAAGUGGACUACUGGACCCGCGUGUGCUCGUUUGCCUCGGCUCAGGUUUAUCCAUACUCGGGUUUGGGAUCCACGAGCUCGCAUCUUCAGAGUCGAACGUCAACAAGUCGACGCCUUACACCAAUAGGCUAGCACAAGCACUGAAAUCGUCUAUCCUUGUUUUUCUGGCUCUGGCGUCUUUGGCGCCCGUUUUACGAACUCUUACGGCUGCAACCUCGGACGAUUCGAUAUGGGCUUUGUCAGCUGCGUUGUUUAUACUUCAUGCGGUGUUGGCGGAUUAUACCCCCGAGAGAGUGAGUGUAGUUCGUGAGCACACAGGAGGGGAGAACCAGGGAGGGAAGAGAAAGCCUGACAUCAGUGUUAUCGAUGAAUGCGGCUGUAUCAGCGAGCGUCGUCCUGGCUCCCGACUCCAAACGGAUAUAGCAGUAUUUUCGCUCAUGCUUUAUGCGCUUCAGUCGUUUGCUCUGCUACCAGUGCUGAGGCAACGACUUCAAAGAUAUACGUUCCCUUCGCUGCUACUCACAUGCUUAGUGACUGGCUUCUCGUUUGCUGCUCUACCCUCUCGCAAUCUUGUUUUCCCGUUUGUGAUAUUCCUCAGCCUUUUGACUUUUGGUUCGCCGGCUGUGUUGGUACGGAGCCAGAGAUACAAAAAUCGAAUCCGAGGACCAUGGGACCCAGCUGUCCCCCAGCUCAAUUCCAAAGCCGACUAA
Rhizoctonia solani is the source of this 897-nucleotide messenger RNA. RefSeq lists its product as uncharacterized. Bases 1 to 897 code for a protein of 298 amino acids. Gene Ontology annotation, cellular component: glycosylphosphatidylinositol-N-acetylglucosaminyltransferase (GPI-GnT) complex; membrane. Lineage: Eukaryota; Fungi; Basidiomycota; Agaricomycetes; Cantharellales; Ceratobasidiaceae. The record is from RefSeq and is a predicted model, not a curated record. Gene Ontology annotation, biological process: GPI anchor biosynthetic process. The transcript is spliced from 5 exons.